CUGCGAUCUCACCUUCGCCCGCACGCAACCUGUCUCAUCGCCUUCCAUGCGUCGCAAUCGCCGCCGCCUUGUCGACAACGCCAGGACCCCGCCAACGCUAUCCUCCCUAUCCACAAACCCACAUGCCCAUUGAAUAGUCCCUGCAGCCCCUCAACCUUCGUCACUCGCUGUGUCCUGGCAGACACAUCCGCAUCCCACUGCCACGCUCAAGCUCCGUUAUCCCGUGCUCCUCUUUAAUGUGAGCGAAGAGAUAUACAGAUCCCGAACCCAGCCUCGAAUUUGCACGUUCCUGACUCUGAGUUGAUUCUCUUAUCGAAUCCCGUAUAGUCGUCGUCCAGACUUACAUCUCCUGGUCCCUGGUCCCAGGCCUGGUUCUCGUCUCUUACUGCGUGGUAUCUAAAGGAGCCGCCCCCGCCAACCUACAUAUCGAUCGUCUCCUCCCGUUGAUCUUUGGACGCCCAGCUUACCAACUUUGUACCAUCUGGCUCUUGUAAUUACCGAUUUCGGCAUAUCUGAAUCCCCUGUCGCCGGCCUCUAGCAACCACUCUGCGCAUCGUCCAUGGACCGUCUACUCAUCUGUACUGCACCCAACUCCCAAUCUCGCGCUCGACCGUCUCUGAGUUGUGCUCAACGCUGUCUACGACAACCCGUACAAUCGAGGAAACCCGAUUUUCGUCCUGGUCCUGCGGUGUUAGCAGCCGCCCAUAUCGCACCAAAGUCUUCUUAGAGCAAAGGAUACAGGUGGCCCUGAUGUCGGCGACUCCUUCUCCCUCUCCGUUGCAAGGCCCCAUCGGCCGCAUCGACGAGGAGAGUUUGCCCCAAGGCCACUGCCGCUACAUCUUAUUGGUUCCCGGCAUUAAGGGCCAGCGAUGCGCUUGCGUACACUUCUCCCUUAACCGCUCAACGCCCGGGGCAAGUUGUGAUUGUGGACACAUGGCCUGCUAUCACGUCAAAACCCCGGAACCAUCUUCCACUCGACAAGAAGUCGAGCUAUUGAAGCAGCGUCUUCAGGCCCUCGAGGAACAGUUGGACCAGCAGAGACAGGGCGGCCUUGGAACCAUCGUCGCUAGGGUGAGCGACCUGGAGGAGUUCGUCGACAAGAGUCGGGAGGAAAUAGGCCAGGAAAUCAAAGGCUCCUAUCGCAACAUCAGCAGGGCCUGGCAGUCCAUCGAGCAGCUGAAUCGGCGAACCUCUAAGUUACAAGAAGGUCUACGCUCCCAGUUGGAUCAUCUGGACAGUGUAGAGGGCGGGUUGAAGAAUAUCAGCAAUCGACAGAUGGAGCUCUUCGACGCCGAUGAGAGCAUAGAGGAGAGAUUGGAACAGUUGGAGUCUGAUCAUGAUCUAUUGUUCAGUCGAGGUAGCCAGCACCUGGAUGUCGAAGCUGAGAUCAACCCAAUGCGUACCGGUGUCCCGAGUGUCUCUUACUCGCGCCCUCCGACUGCGUCACAUUUCCGGACCGAGGCUCAAAGCCGUUGGGACGGUGUGCAUCCCGCACCCCAUGCUUCUCCAGCCGUCAGCACCACUGAAUCAAACGGCAGUUCCAAUAGUUGUGGCGCCUGGACGGUACACAUCUCAUUGCUUCCGACGGCCUCUCAGCCUUUUCCAUUUGAGAGGGACACCAAUGCCUAUAAACGCUGCCUCUCACGUGGCCUGCACCGGACGGUUGUAGUUGGUGGGUCCGACGGUACUUCCUUCGUUGAGGCUGUUACCAAGUCCUUCGACGGCCUCCUCGAAGGGAGACCAUGGAUGCCACUGCAGGCAAGGCUUUGCGACGCAGAAAGGCUCCAAGGACUUCCCAUGCUACGGCCGCUAGACCCCGGGCUCAUCGACGACGAGUACGAUCUCGACUUUUUGCGAAAGCACUGUGGUGUUUGCGAGCCCAGUGGCAAGAUUGAGUCGCUGUACAUCGCCAUGCGUCUUGACAAGUUUUCGUGGCACUUUCUCCGAAACUCUCCAAAGUUUAUUGAUGGUCUUGAGAAUUGCUGGGUACACGAUCCGCUCCUGGACCCAAGUAACCAAGUUGACGAUGACCACGAUCGGCCUUCGGCUGGUGACAUUGUUCCACGUCUUCCAAACCUCAAACGCCCUGCAUCUGAGAUGUCACAAACGACCUAUUUAGCGCCCUCGACGACGACAGCCGGUGAAAUAGAUGAUCAGCGGUGCAAGAAUCGGAGAACGACUUGCUUGCCAACGUUAGUUGAGCCGCGUAGACGCCUAGAGACCGUGUAAGACUUCGGGUAUGGUGUCUUUUUUUCUCUCUUCCUUUCUUGGAUGUAUUUUUCUUCUGUUCACCAGCGAAACCUGAUUUGCCGCACCUU
Molecule: messenger RNA, 2318 nt
Organism: Colletotrichum destructivum
Lineage: Eukaryota; Fungi; Ascomycota; Sordariomycetes; Glomerellales; Glomerellaceae
Exons: 2
Coding region: 751-2229 (492 amino acids)
Source: RefSeq, a predicted model, not a curated record